CAUGCCAAAACGCAAGAAUGAAGAGGAUAGUGAUUAUUUCGCUCGCAAAAUUGCAAAAUAUGAAAAGCGACUCGCUGAACUCGCCAAACAUCGCGAGGCCGACGGCGAAACAAACUCUCAACAUCAAGAGCUAGACCCCGAAAUCAUGGAUGAUACCAAUGAAGAGGGCGUGGCCCAAGACAUCCGGGGAUCCCAAACGGACCCGGGAGACGUUGCAGAACUUCAUGAGAGCCCAGAUUCGGUUAAUGCUGACUCAGGCGAACUCGACAAUGAAUUUUUGUUGGCCUUGGGAGAGUCGGUCGGGGGUACAAAACAAUAUGGACCGGAGAUCCAUAAUGAGAUAUACAAUACCAUCAAUAAGAUCCUCCUAGAAGGCAUGCCUAAAGAGAUCAAGGAAAAACUUACCCAAACAUUGCUUGUACCAAACAACUGUAAGCUAUUGGACGCCCCGAGACUGAAUACCGAGCUUAUUGGGGUUAUGAAUAAUCCUUCUAAAGCACGUGAUAAGUUAUUAGAAGAUAGACAACAAGAAUUGGGGCUGGCGAUCGGAAGUAUCUGUGCGGUCAUUAACACUAUGUCGAAACAAGAGUUCAACAAAUAUGAGAUCAUCAAAAAACUCUCAGACAUUGCUCGCAUCUUGUGCCAUUUACACUUCCAAUACACUGAAAUAAGGAGGAGGCUGGUUAACCCAUUUUUGGAUAAAAACCUAGUAGAAUCCCUAAAGGACAAUAAGAGAGAGGAGUUUCUGUACUCUAAUCUGGACACAUCAGUUAAGUCUUAUUCUGCUAUGAAGCGUGCUGCUAAUGUAAUAAAGCCCAAACCCGUUCAUACGGCCAAGAACCAACAUACUUCAAAAAACUUCCACCAGCCCCCUCGGCGUCUACAUCCUGCCAACCAAGGCUAUCCGAUGAGGGGAUCAUAUCGAGGAGCUCACCGUUACAAUGCCCCACGUCAGCCCUUCAAGCCUCUGGACAACCGGCCAGCAGGACCGUCAGUGAGAGGACGUGCCAAAUAUCCCUAAAGAUCAACACACCCCCUACACCAGCACCUUACCCUGGGGGCUUGCAUAUUGUCAGGGAGGCAAUGAAAAGAAGAAUGUUACCUAACAGGGCAGUAGAUAUAAUGAUUGCUUCUUUAUCUAAAAACAGUAUUAAGC
This is a messenger RNA of Leguminivora glycinivorella, 1156 nucleotides long. RefSeq lists its product as uncharacterized. NCBI's taxonomy places the organism in Eukaryota, Metazoa, Arthropoda, Insecta, Lepidoptera, Tortricidae. The record is from RefSeq and is a predicted model, not a curated record. Bases 2 to 1021 code for a protein of 339 amino acids. The transcript has 3 exons.